UCCGGGGUGUGGUCGUGCCGAGUGAGUUCUGAUCCCGCGCAGACGCUCGGGCUCGCCCUCGCCCUCGCUUCUGUUUAUCUUCGCCGACGUGCGCUGGGGUCAUGGGUCUCUGGUCGCGUGCGCUGCUGCAGAGCGCGAUGAGGCGGGCGGCGCUUCGGCUUUCUACCUUGAACAGGGAGCUGCUUACUCCUGGCAGAGGGCUGACUCAGGGAUCCCAGAAUCCCGAGAAGCAGAGAGUCUUCCAUAUUCAUGAAGCAUGUUCACCUCUACACGUGAACCAUGUUCGAGAUAAGUUGCGGGAGAUAGUAGGAGUAUCUACAAACUGGAGAGAUCAUGUGAAAAUAAUGGAGGAAAGAAAAUCGCUUCAUAGAUUUUUGGCUAAGUCACAGAAUGGACUGCCACCUAGGAGAAUGAAAGACAGUUAUAUCGAAGUUCUCUUGCCUUUGGGCAGUCAGCCUGAAUUACGAGAGAAAUAUUUGACUGUUCAAAACACCGUAAGAUUUGGCAGGAUUCUUGAGGAUCUUGACAGCUUGGGAGUUCUUAUUUGCUACAUGCACACCAAAAUUCAUUCAGCUAAGAUGUCUCCUUUAUCUAUAGUUACAGCCCUGGUGGACAGGAUUGACAUGCGUAAGAAGAGCCUAAGCCCAGAACAGGACAUCAAGUUCAGUGGCCAUGUUAGUUGGGCGGGGAAGACAUCCAUGGAAGUGAAGAUGAACAUGUUCCAGUUACAUGGCAAUGAAUUUUGUCCUGUUUUGGAGGCAACAUUUGUAAUGGUGGCUCGUGACUCUGAAAAUAAAGGGCCGGCAUUUGUAAACCCACUCAUCCCUGAAGGCCCUGAGGAAGAAGAGCUCUUUAGAAAAGGAGAAUUGAACAAGGGGAGAAGGGUCGCCUUCAGCUCCAUGUCGUUACUGAAAAUGGCUCCCAGUGCUGAGGAGAAGACGACUAUACAUGACAUGUUUCUUAGCACGCUGGAUUCGAAGACUGCAAGUUUUCGAAGUCGAGUUUUGCCCUCUAAUGCAGUGUGGAUGGAGAAUUCAAAGCUGAAGAGCUUGGAAAUCUGCCACCCUCAGGAGAGGAACAUUUUCAAUCGGAUCUUUGGCGGUUUCCUCAUGAGGAAAGCAUAUGAACUUGCAUGGGCUACUGCUUGUAACUUUGGUGGUUCCCGACCGUUUAUAGUAGCAGUGGAUGAUAUCAUGUUUCAGAAACCUGUCGAAGUUGGAUCGUUGCUGUUUCUUUCUUCCCAGGUUUGCUUUACUCAAGACAAUUACAUUCAAGUCAGAGUACAUAGUGAAGUGGCCUCUCUGCACGAUAAAGAGCAUACGACCACCAAUAUCUUUCAUUACACGUUCAUGUCAGAGAAAGAUGUGCCCUUGGUUUUCCCCAGAACAUAUGGAGAGUCCAUGUUGUAUUUAGAUGGGCAGCGGCAUUUUAACUCCAUGGAUUUACCGAUGACCCCGAAAAAGGACUACCCGUGGAGCCCCGGGGAAACUGCGCUUGUUGGAGACCAGCAGUCCUCGGAGACACAGUGCCCAGGGAAAGCCUGAGCACUUGUAUCGGUUUUAGUGUUUAUUCUCAUCUUCCAUAGCGAAAAACAAUGUAUUCAGCUUUUAGGAUGAUCAGAAAAGCAAAACGAAUAGAGCAGCUGGGUAGGCAGAGGGAGAGAGAGUUAUUAAAUAAUCAAUACUUUGAAGACAAUAUGAAUUGUGAACCCACCAUGUUGCCUUCUGCCUGCUAAAGAAAUUAGGGCAGAUGGCUUUUUAUGCCAUUGGAAACAUUCUUUUCUUAUACAUAUCUCAAACUAUCAAUAUAUAUGUGGCUUCCUUCUAAGGAGUUCGGAGGGCAUUCUUUAAGCCUGACCUUUGCUGCUGUUCCCCUGCGCUGUCUACAUCCCAUCAACCCUACAUGAGUCCUUUGCGUUUUGCCACCCUCCACUUCCCAGCUUUUGUUACAGAGGGUCGAUGGAAAGUUGUGGUGAAGGGAUUUGCUGAAAGAUGUAGCAUUCAGAAAGAUUUGUGGGAAGCUUUAGAUCUAAAGCCAUACCAAGUGGAGGUGUUCGGAGAUGAUCCGGGUGAGGAAACACAGGACCGUGUGUUCAUUCUUUCACUCGCCAGACAACUCUUGAGCGCACUGCACUAGGAGCCGGGCAGGAUGUAUCAUUAAAAAGCAAGAACAAUAAUAAUAACAGCUGCUAAUACUUACAGAACACUUCCUGUGUGCUAGGUAGGCCCAAUCUUCAGCAGUCGACAUGCAUUAGCUCAUUUAUUUUUUUCCACCAGCACUUUGAGGUAGGUUCUGUAACCCUCUCACAGGGCUAGGUCACUCAGGAAACUGAAGCACAGAGAGGUUAAGUCACUUGCUCAAGGUCCCACCGCUAGUAAGUGGUGGUGCUGGGAUUCAGAACCACACUGUGUGGGGCCAGGGUACUCUUGAACAGUACACCAUACUAUUUUCUGGGACUACAGCAAGGGAGGCCAUACCUAGUAUCACAGUGUCACCUAGGAACCCAAAGGCAGGUAUUCCCAUGAGUCUGCAGCCAAGACAGUUUCUUCCCUUGAUGGAAUGAGAAGUUGAUCAAAUUCAGAAGAGAAAGACGAGGCUGCAUAGAAGAAAAAAGUCAUGUCUGAAGGUGUGCCCAGGAAAGAUUCAGUCUUUAUGUGGGUUCUAAAUUAGUGGUCACAAACUUGGCUUUGCCUCAGAAUUAGUUGGAGUGCUUUUAAAGAAAAUCAUAUUACUUUAGUAUUUACUGAGAUCACAGUUACCAUGAACAGGCACUUCUGGCAUAGUCGGUCAUAGGCACAAACACGACUGCUGGGGAGGCGUGCCAUGUGACUCCCGGAAUCGGGCCUGUGUGGCACGAUAGCUUGCUAGCAUCAGGCCUCAUCCCUACACAGGACUUACUACUACCGUCCCGAGCUUCGCCUGGCCCUUCAGCGCAGCAUUUUACACAUCUACCUGUAGACCCCUUGGGGCCUCAGAGGUGACUGACAGGAAGGGAUGUGCCCUGGAGAGUGGCGUGAAUGUUAAGUGGAGUCCAAUAAAGAGACUUACUGCUUCCUUUUAUACAGAUUAUACAAGUAUACAUUUAUCCAUUUAUUGCUGUACAUCAAAGCUUUUUCUAGAAUUUUCCUUGCUAUUAUAAGCAGCAUUGCAGUAAAUAUCCUAAGUAGCUAAAACAUUUAAUCCUUAAAUUAUUUCCUUAGGAAAAUUGUAGAGAAGUGAUGUCUAUUAAAAAUAGUAUGCACAUGUUGAAUGUUUUGAAUAUGUAUUUCACGUAACCCUCUAAAGCAGCUGCAUGCAUCACUUACUCAUCAGCACUUUCCCUGAACUUUGCCACAUUUUAUCCUAUUCUUUGAAAAACAUCUUUCCCAUUUUCCUAGGUGAAAAAUGCCAUUCAUUGACUCUGAAUUGUACUGACAUGUACCUUUAAAAAAAUUUCUCAUUGUCUUUUUAGUUAAAUUACUUGUUAUAGUAAUUUUGGAUGUCAGAAUAUUAACCCUAAAGUCUGUUAUCUACCAAUAAAGAUUUUUAUGUUAUAAGAACUAGAGAUUUUAACACAAGACUUUAAGAAGAUGAGAUGAAGCAAACUAUGAAGGAAAUACAGUAGGUUCUAGAUA
This is a messenger RNA of Pteropus alecto (black flying fox), 3614 nucleotides long. RefSeq names its product acyl-CoA thioesterase 9 (gene ACOT9). Gene Ontology annotation, molecular function: fatty acyl-CoA hydrolase activity. The transcript is spliced from 16 exons. NCBI's taxonomy places the organism in Eukaryota, Metazoa, Chordata, Mammalia, Chiroptera, Pteropodidae. The coding region runs from base 102 to 1544 and encodes 480 amino acids. Gene Ontology annotation, biological process: acyl-CoA metabolic process. Gene Ontology annotation, cellular component: mitochondrion. The record is from RefSeq and is a predicted model, not a curated record.